AUGAUCGCCUCCGGAAAACGGCUAGCGGCGUGCGCUGCGCCGCUAUUUUUCGCGGCGAUCAGCCAAUCAAACGCGAGCACGAGCACGCCGCUGACGGUGAUUGCGAGCGGGAUGGCGAAAUGGCUGGAGCUGUACAGUGGGUUGCUGCUGGUGCGUGUGCUGCUGUCGUGGUUCCCAAACAUCGACUGGGAGAGGCAGCCUAUGCAAGCCAUCCGCGAUAUGAGCGACCCCUAUUUGAACCUCUUCCGCAACAUUCUUCCUCCUUUCUUUGGAGCGCUGGAUCUCAGUCCCAUGCUCGCCUUCCUGGUGCUCGGCAUGCUCACAUCUCUCCUCAACACAGCAGUUUUCUCAUAG
This is a messenger RNA of Closterium sp. Naga37s-1, 354 nucleotides long. NCBI's taxonomy places the organism in Eukaryota, Viridiplantae, Streptophyta, Zygnematophyceae, Desmidiales, Closteriaceae. The record is from the annotation of a GenBank genome assembly.